Molecule: messenger RNA, 2385 nt
Organism: Austrofundulus limnaeus
Lineage: Eukaryota; Metazoa; Chordata; Actinopteri; Cyprinodontiformes; Rivulidae
Product: frizzled-2
Exons: 1
Coding region: 151-1779 (542 amino acids)
Biological process (GO): non-canonical Wnt signaling pathway; canonical Wnt signaling pathway
Cellular component (GO): plasma membrane
Molecular function (GO): Wnt receptor activity; Wnt-protein binding
Source: RefSeq, a predicted model, not a curated record
CAGAAAAGAAAAAAAGUCAAGCAGCCAACCAGGAGAUUGAGUUUAACAGAAACAGCGUUCAUAUUUUCACCUUCAGAGUUUACUGUCGUUUAAGGAUUUGGUUUUUAAACACGUAAAGCGUCAAGUUGAUCGCGUCUCUGGAAAAAGAAGAUGACUGUAGAGUUUCGUUUUUUUGCUCUCCUGCUGCCUCUCCUGGUGUCAGCGCAGUAUGAAGGAGACAAUGGGAUAAUAAUCCCGGAGCAUGGAUUUUGUCAGCCGAUUUCCAUCCCGCUGUGCACGGACAUAGCCUACAAUCAAACCAUCAUGCCGAACCUGGUGGGCCAUUACAACCAGGAGGACGCGGGGCUCGAGGUUCACCAGUUUUACCCGCUCGUGAAGGUACAGUGCUCGCCCGAGCUGAAGUUCUUCCUGUGCUCCAUGUACGCGCCGGUGUGCACGGUUCUGGAGAAAGCCAUCCCACCCUGCAGRUCCAUUUGCGAGAGCGCCAAGCAGGGCUGCGAGGCGCUCAUGAACAAGUUUGGCUUCCAGUGGCCGGAGCGUCUGCGCUGCGAGAACUUCCCCGUGCACGGAGACGGCCAGAUCUGCGUUGGCCAGAACCAGUCCUCUGCUGCCACCGUGCCCCCCAUCAAGGCUCCCUCGGGGCCUCAAAACAACCCCGUGGUCUCCACAUAUGACAGACCAUUCCACUGUCCCACAGUUCUUACUGUCCCUCCAUAUCUGAAUUAUAAGUUUCUGGAUGAGAGGGACUGUGCAGCUCCCUGUGAGGCAACAAGGAGUGGUGGGAGCCUGUUCUUCACCGACAAAGAUGUUCAUUUCUCCCGUUUAUGGAUCCUGGUGUGGUCUGUCCUUUGCUGUGCAUCGACACUGUUCACGGUAACCACGUAUUUGAUUGACAUGCAGCGCUUUAGGUACCCCGAGCGGCCCAUCAUCUUCUUAUCCGGCUGCUACACUAUGGUCUCCAUCGCCUACAUAACCGGGUAUUUUCUUGGAGACAGGGUGGUUUGCAACGACGGCUUCAGCCCAGAUAGAUACAAAACCAUCGUCCAAGGCACCAAAAAAGAAGGCUGCACCAUCCUCUUCAUGAUGUUGUACUUUUUCAGCAUGGCCAGCUCCAUUUGGUGGGUCAUUCUGUCUCUCACUUGGUUCCUGGCGGCUGGUAUGAAAUGGGGUCAUGAGGCCAUCGAGGCCAACUCUCAGUACUUCCACUUGGCUGCGUGGGCCGUGCCGGCUGUGAAGACCAUCAGCAUCCUGGCCCUGGGACAGAUCGAGGGAGAUGUGCUGAGCGGGGUCUGCUUCGUCAGCAACCUGGACCCCCUACGUGGCUUCGUGCUGGCCCCUCUCUUCAUCUACCUCUUCAUCGGCACGUCGUUCCUGCUGGCCGGGUUCGUGUCGCUGUUCAGAAUCCGCACCAUCAUGAAGCACGACGGGACCAAGACGGAGAAGCUGGAGCGGCUGAUGGUUCGGAUCGGGAUCUUCAGCGUGCUCUACACCGUCCCCGCCACCAUCGUGAUUGCCUGUUUCUUCUACGAGCAGGCCUUCCGUCCCCACUGGGAGCGUAGCUGGGUCAGCCAAAACUGCAGGGGCCUGGGCAUCCCCUGCCCGGCGCAGGCCGGUCACCCCAUGACCCCAGACUUCACUGUGUUCAUGAUAAAGUAUCUAAUGACGCUGAUCGUGGGAAUCACAUCUGGUUUCUGGAUCUGGUCUGGAAAGACUCUGCACUCUUGGCACAAAUUCUAUACAAAGCUGACAAACGGGGGACACGAAGAGACCACUGUGUAGAAUAAGAGACAUUUAAAUGUUGGUAAUUAAUUUCUGUUUUAUUCCUUGUUGUUCAUUGGUAACAUUUUAUAAAAAAUUCGUAUUUGCCUCAGCUUUUUAGAGACACACGGAUGGACUUUUGGAACAAGACAAGCCCGACUGAAUUUGACUCUAAAGUCUUCAUUGCAAGCUAUAAAAUAAAACCUUAAAAAGGUAUAAUGAACUAUAUUUUAUGGUGAAAGAGUUUAUAAACAGUUCUUUUCUCGAUAUAUUGAUAUGUAACGCUGUAAUGGGGGUACGCACUCGGUGUGAACGUAGCACUCGGCUCAGUCAGCGAUAAAUCACAUGGACGUUUGAGUCACGUGACGGACCUACAUAAAGCUGACCAUUAUCUGACAUUAACCAUCAAUAUGUCCAAAAAUAUUAAGGUUUUUGUGAAUGUGCAGUGAAUACCUCUAAAGAACAAAAUAAAAACUAGAUUUUGUUAAUGAACGCCAAAGAGUCAACCAAGGACAUGCCGAAAAAUGUGUUUUAUAAACGGUUUGUGUGAACUUUCAUAAAACUGUAAAUAGAUUUUUGUAAAAAAAAAAAUAUUUGUAUUCAAAGUAAACAUUUUACUAUCUUCUA